Molecule: messenger RNA, 789 nt
Organism: Acytostelium subglobosum LB1
Lineage: Eukaryota; Evosea; Eumycetozoa; Acytosteliales; Acytosteliaceae
Exons: 2
Coding region: 1-789 (262 amino acids)
Source: RefSeq, a predicted model, not a curated record
AUGGAACCUGAUGUUGACUUAUAUGAUGGCUCUGAGAGAUGGAAUUUCAUAUCAGACGAGGAGUUGCCAGAGGUACCUGAUAUUAAGGGCGGCUCAAAGAAGUAUCCAAGUGGAAAGACCACUGGAACUAUUGUAAAGGUACAGGUUAUUAGACAGGCACAUCAUCAACCACAGGCGUCUACUCAUUCACCACCAAUAAGACCAAACUCAAUGGCUCCGACUCGAAUGUCAAUGCCACCACCUCCACCCAACACUGCACCCAGACCCCCUGUACCAGGCGGUCCACCACCUCAACAACACAACAACGACUCACCAUCAGUUCCCCGCGCGGCACCAAGUCGUCCACCACCCGGAAACAUUCAAUCUCCACCUCCCCGCCCUCCAACCAACCAGGCACCUCGUCCACCUCCCCCCGCGCGAUCACCCUCGCUACAGGGCGAGUCAAUGAGUGAACAUGUGCCGACACCACAGCCACCUGCACCGGCGACCAGGACGCCGCCAGUGCCCGGCUCCUCGAUUCCACCUCGACCCAACCAACCAUCACGUCCGCCUCCAUCAGCAGUAGGCGGUGGCGGUACCCCACCUCCACGUCCAUCCGUGCAGCCUCGUCCGCCACCCGGCUCACCCAGCGGUGCCGCUGGUACACCACCCAAGCCAGACCGUCCGCCCGUUCCAGGUGGAGCUAAAGUGCCACCUCGUCCAGGCGCACCGGCUCCCUCGACCAGCACCGGUGGAGGCGCGGCUCCUCCCCCCAAGCCUCGAGCAACCCCACCCGUUCCUCCUCGUUAA